Hyla sarda is the source of this 3015-nucleotide messenger RNA. It is a transcript of the gene POPDC2, whose product is annotated as popeye domain containing 2. The transcript has 5 exons. The record is from RefSeq and is a predicted model, not a curated record. Gene Ontology annotation, molecular function: cAMP binding. Gene Ontology annotation, cellular component: sarcolemma. Lineage: Eukaryota; Metazoa; Chordata; Amphibia; Anura; Hylidae. The coding region runs from base 248 to 1261 and encodes 337 amino acids.
CUGGGGUGUCACUUCAAGCUGUCUGCGUUACGAGACAUUCCAGAGCCUCUGCCUGCGCUGCCGGAGUGUCUCCUACUAUGAGUCCGCAGUGUCCUCCGCUCUGAGGGGAUCUAAGGGGCCCAGACCACGGCAUGUGACCAGAGACCCCAUGGACUGACGCUGAUCCCGGGCACCGCUGAUCUUCAUUUCCUCCCAGUAUAUUCCACGAUCAGUCACCACCGAUCCCGCAGUCUGAGGUGCAGACAAGAUGGCGUCCUCCGGUGCGGACCACCUCCUGUACACCCCCCACUGUGCGGGGUGGCACUCCUACAUGGAGGGCGGCAUGUACCAUAUGUCCAACCUCUUCCUCCUGCUGGCGUUCAUGGGGGGCAGCGGAGUGAAGGGCGGCAUCUACAUCUUCGUGCUGUUUGCGGCUGGUUUCCUGGGGAUGGCGAUCUGGGGGGCGCUGUGGGUCUGCGGGGUGGAUGUGGUGGUCUGGAACGUUCUGCUGGUGGUGGCGUGCCUGGUGCAGACCAUCCAUCUCCUCUACCGACUGCGCAGAGACUCCUACGGGCAGAACUACGACGCCCUGUACCACAACGUUUACCAACCUCUGCAGGUGCCGCUGCCCGUCUUCAAGGAGAUCGCCCACUGCAGCGGUAUGGAGGUCCACAGCCUGAGCGCCGAGCAGAGCUACGCCCUGGAGGGCAAGACCCCCAUAGACCGCCUGUCCCUGCUCAUCUCCGGGAGGGUGAAGGUCAGUCUGGACGGUCAGUUCUUACAUUACGUGUUUCCUUAUCAGUUCCUGGAUUCUCCAGAGUGGGAAUCUCUACGGCCGACAGAGGAAGGAACAUUCCAGGUGACGCUGACAGCGGAGACAGACAGCGCGUACAUCAGCUGGCCCCGGAAGAAGCUGUACCUGCUCCUGGCCCGGGAGAAGUACAUCGCGCGCCUCUUCUCCGUACUCCUCGGCUUUGACAUCUCUCAGAAACUCUUUGCCCUCAAUGAUAAGCUCUUUGCCAAGUUUGGCCUCCGCUUCGACAUCCGUCUGCCGAGCCUCUACCACGUUCUGGGGCCCUCGUCGGAGCCGGCGGGUGAGAUGGUCACUGAGCAUUCGGCCUCCCACCUUCCACUGGCUGCUCCAGCCCCACAGAAGGGCCCCGUGGGCUCCAGGGGCUCUCGGCCUGAUAGCGGCCAUCUGGCCUCCAGUGUCCUGCAGAAGGGUCACCCCCGCCUCCUGUCUCGGGCCCCUCUGGCCCCAACUCAGACUCCAGAACUGUAGGGAACAAUGACCGGACCCCCGAGCCCCCCGCUGUGAGCACAGAACACUAGUGUGACUGCACCCACUAUGGACGGACCAUGGCCUAGUGCGCCCCCUCCUGUCUCUUCUCACUACUGCACCCAGUGUAAUGCUGCCCCCCCCCGCACAAUGGAUCCGUAACGAUACGUGAAAUCCACCGCCGCGUCUUAUUAUUCUUUAUAAAUGUCGCCCACCGUCUGCUGAACCUCAUCGUGUUCCCGGGUGACACAUUGUAACGAAGCUGCAGCGUCUCAGGGCGCCCCCCCCCCCCCCCCCACGUGUAUGUUUAUCAGCGCUGCCAGUGACAAGACAAAUGGCGCAGCCCAAAUACGGUCACAUGACCCCGGGAUCAGAAGAAUCAGAAGAAUAAGUCACAUUUACAAUAUGAAUAAACUUUAUUAAAAUGACACAAAUCCGGUUUGUUAAAAGAAGAAAACAAUAAAACAGAAAGUUCCACUUUUUAUCAUACAUUUUUGUGCUAAGUCUGGGGUUUCUACAAGAUCUCUGCUUGCUGUGAGUGAAUAAGAACAAACGUGCUUUAGAACGGCUACAGCAGUGUUUUCCAACCAUGGUGUCUCCAGCUGUUGCAAAAAUACAACUCCCAGAAUGCCUGGACAGCCUUUGGCUGUCCGGGCAUGCUGGGAGUUGUAUUUUUGCAACAGCUGGAGGCACACUGGUUGGGAAAAACUGUGCUACAGACCUAAUACAUCUCACAGCUGUGGGUUUGUUACAGUUGUAUCCAGUCUAGACAAUGCUCUGUGAGCUAAACAUCCUGGACUCCAGACUGAUACAUUGUACAUAGCUAGUCCUGCUCUCAGCUGAGAAGUAUAUACAAUUGUAUCCAGUCUAGACAAUGCUCUGUGAGCUAAACAUCCUGGACCCCAGAUAGAUACAUUGUAUCAGUGCAGAAGAAAAUGUAACAAACUAUCAGGGAAGGAGAUAGAAAGUCAUAGAGGAUUCUUCAGACUGGAUACAUUGUACCAAACCCUCAGCUUUUAGUUUGCUGUCAGUGAAUGGAAACAUCAUUGUUUACACCCAGAGACUGAGAACCUGAGUGUUCGUGACAAUGUGUCAGUCUGGACAAUCCCCUUUAUAAAACCAAUCCACAGCUGAGUGUUCGUGACAAUGUGUCAGUCUGGACGAUCCCCUUUAUAAACCUUAUCCACAGCUGAGUGUUCGUGACAAUGUGUCAGUCUGGACAAUCCCCUUUAUAAACCUUAUCCACAGCUGAGUGUUCGUGACAAUGUGUCAGUCUGGACGAUCCUCUUUAUAAACCUAUCCACAGCUGAGUGUUCGUGACAAUGUGUCAGUCUGGACGAUCCCCUUUAUAAAACCAAUCCACAGCUGAGUGUUCGUGACAAUGUGUCAGUCUGGACGAUCCUCUUUAUAAACCUAUCCACAGCUGAGUGUUCGUGACAAUGUGUCAGUCUGGACGAUCCUCUUUAUAAACCUAUCCACAGCUGAGUGUUCGUGACAAUGUGUCAGUCUGGAUGAUCCUCUUUAUAAACCUUAUCCACAGCUGAGUGUUCGUGACAAUGUGUCAGUCAGGAUGAUCCUCUUUAUAAACCUUAUCCACAGCUGAGUGUUCGUGACAAUGUGUCAGUCUGGAUGAUCCUCUUUAUAAACCUUAUCCACAGCUGAGUGUUCGUGACAAUGUGUCAGUCUGGAUGAUCCUCUUUAUAAACCUUAUCCACAGCUGAGUGUUCGUGACAAUGUGUCAGUCUGGAUGAUCCUCU